AUGCGAGAUUGACUUAUCUUUAUUAUUACGGCUCUUCUACAGAAGAAGAGCCUUUUAGCAGCGAUACUGCUUUAUACAUUUAUGAUACUGAAAACGAAAGAGAAUUUAAGACAGAAUUACUUCUUCACUCAUGAGAGAGCAAAAUGUUUUCUAGUCACAAAAGACUUAUUUUUUCAAAUAUUAAAAAAUGUUUUAAAUUUGAUAGUAUAG
Molecule: messenger RNA, 210 nt
Organism: Blepharisma stoltei
Lineage: Eukaryota; Ciliophora; Heterotrichea; Heterotrichida; Blepharismidae
Source: the annotation of a GenBank genome assembly